CGACUCGCGGUGGCUGGUGGGACUCGACUAGCGGGCGACUACUUGCAAGAGCAGCGUGGUCGAGCUAGCAUCGUCCGAGGAGUAGGAGGAGGAGGAGGAAUUUCCACGCGGGCAUCUCAAAACGCCGGAUUUACCUGCUUCUCUUUAAUCAGGACCAGCCACCUCACACAGCUUUUCCAUUAAGAGACCUGGAAUCCGAGAGUGGUAAUCGGUGUGUACUUCAUCAUAGUUUAAGGCACAAGACUCAAGACUCAAGACUGUCAAAUUUUAAAUUACGCGCCUUUUAUGUGUACGUCUAAUUGACAAAAACCAUGAACCAAACUGUAUGGUUAGUGUCUAAUGAGUUGUCGUUUGAGCUGCAUCUCCUAGCAGUAGUGCAGGCUAGAGGUCCGGUUUAAGUAUCUGGUCUGCGAACAGUGAUCUGUGUUAGCUGUAACAAUAAAGCAGUGUUUCUGUGUGUUAGUUUCUUGCUUUGACAUCGCACUUGAGGCUCCACGUUUAAGGCACCGUUUGUUUUGUGGUAGCAGCGAAAGGUCGUCUUGCAACAACUGCUUGCUCCCAAGACUAUAUAGCAGGAAGUCAUUCGUGUGAGAGGGCUGUUGUUAAAUUCCGACUGUGGAACGUCUUCAGCAACGGCUGCCACGACGAGCAAUUCAUUAGCGGCGUUGACUCAACUUAUCGGCUCGUGUGAGAGUAUGGAGGCGACCUACUGCAUGGGAACAGAUGUAGACGUCUGCCGGAUGUUCGAUCAGUACCUCUACAAGAGGACCGAAAAUUUGGAUCUGUCUCUAUCCGUGCCUCACGCUUUCCACAAUAACGGAUAUAACAUGGCUGACCAGACCUUUCAUACACCUAGUUUUGGUGACGAGGAGUUUGAUAUUCCUCCAAUUAAUCCUCACCAUCAGCAGCAACAACAACAACAUCAGCAAGGUCCCAACCAACACCCCUCCCAAGGCAACAUGGCGUCCUAUCAACAGCCCCAGAUGAUGGGCAGUCAACCCACUGAUGGCAUGGUGAUGAACGACCCAUCAGCCUACCAACAGCCUCUCUACCUGACUGGACCACCCGAGCACUCCAUGGGAAUCAGUGUCAGCUCAACAUACAGCAAUCCUCAGCCCACUUAUACGAUGGCCGGCCCGGGACAAGCCGGCCCCCAGCUCUUGAUGCUUCAACAGCAGCACCAGCAGCUCCUGCUAACUCACGGGCAGCCACCCCAGGGACAGCUGCAAGCACCAUAUGGUCGCUCCCCUCAAGGUAACAGCCCUCCGACAGGUCAAGAGAACACUACCACCAGUGAAGACAGUGACGACAGCACACCGCACUCCGCCAUGAUGGCUGGCAUGAAGCGGCCGUCUCCAGAGCCGGCAGAUAACGGACUGGCAAAAAUUCAAAAGAAGCCGAAGGUUCAGAAGAAAAAGAAGAAGAGAGAUCCUAACGAACCGCAAAAACCGGUGUCUGCAUAUGCCCUCUUCUUCCGUGACACUCAGGCUGCCAUAAAGGGACAGAACCCAAAUGCCAGUUUUGGUGAGGUGUCAAAGAUUGUUGCCUCAAUGUGGGACGCCCUUGACGCAGAGCACAAGAAUGUUUACAAAAAGAAGACAGAAGCUGCUAAGAAGGAAUAUUUGAAGGCUUUGGCAGCAUACAGGGCAAGCCUUGUGUCCAAGGGGGCCGGUGACUCUGAGAACUUGUAUGGAGGCUAUGCAGGUUAUGGAGGUGCUUACAGUGGGUAUUCACCACCUACAGCUCUCCCCUCACCACCCAUGGCUGCACCCACUUCUCAGCAGCAACAGCAGCAACAACAACAACAGCAACAACAACAGCAACAGCAACAACAGCAACAGCAACAACAGCAACAGAUGACCAAUAUGGCCAAGAAGACACCUCUUCUCAGUUCCAUGAUGACUGAGAGGGGUAAUGGACCACCACAGCAGGGCAUGAUGGGGUCACCAAUGGGUCCCGUUGGAGGACAUAUGCCAUCAUCACAUCUUCCACCACAAGUGAACCAAAGCAGUUAUAUGCAGCAGGUGCCUCCAUCACAUCACAUGAGCCCACCUCGCAGCGACCAGCAUUUGGUAUCAAGUCCACCUCCUGGGGGCUCUGUAGGUGCAGGGUCUCCUGGUGGUCCCACACUACCUGUACAGCAGCAACAACCUCAGCAGCAGCAGCAGCAACCAGGAUCUGGCACUCUGCGCUCAGGUAACACGUGCAUCCGCCAUGGCUGCCCCAAUGCAGCAAUUGCCAACUCAGAAUGGGAGGAUGAAUACUGCAGCAAUGAAUGUGUAGUCAGCCAUUGCAGAGAUGUCUUCAGUUCCUGGGUGGCAUCCAAUCAAAAUUCAACACAGAACUUCUCAACUGUAAAAUAAGGGUGUUAAUCUGAUACAAGCAAAAGAGCAAGCAAUUGAGCACAUUGUAGGGCAUAAGCUGAUGGUGGGUGGGUAGGGUCAUGUGAGUACCAUAGACCAGAAGCCUACAUUUAAAGAGUGAUAAAUGAUGGGACAUUUUGUUGUGGAUUUGUGUGUGCUGUGGGUAACCAAUGCAACAAAAAAUUGAGGUUGUUGAGGAGAAACUUAUCAUCGUUGUUAUACUGGAAGAAUACUUGUAAAUGUAUAUAUAAUUAUAAAUUUACUUGGUAUACUUAAAAUAAUAUAGGCACAAAAUGGUGUGCCCAGUAUAUUGAAAUAAUAGAGUACCUUAUUGACUGAUAAAUGGUGAAUGAUUUUAUCCUCAUUAAAAUUUUCUGGGGCAGUCCAGGAGAAAAGCAAGUAUUAUCAUGAAACAAAAUAUGGAGUAUAUUAUAUAAAUAUCUCAAACCUUGUAUACUUCUACGGGCAGCAAAGUCUGCUAUCCUUUGUUGCAUGUUUGGCUCUUUUAAUGAAUGUAGUAAUAAGAAUACCUCUACCCAUUUAACUAUGGUAUAUUAUUAAAAUAUCCUUUGAAGAAAUAGUAUUUUCCCCACUCAUAUAAAUGUUGCUGUUGAUUUUCUGGAGUCUGUAAGAAAUCACUAAUACUAAUAUGUAUCAUAGCUGUGGAAAUGUGAUGAGGGGCUUUCCCCACAAGAACCUGUUCCUUGAUUAGUGUGCACCUUUCCUCAUUUCUUAGAGAGGAAAAGUUAAUAAAAUGAUGAUGACACAACAAUGACAGUGGAAGGCUUAUUUUUAUAUCAUAUCACCAACAGUAAAGUAAAACAAAAAUGUGGUACUUUCAAAAUUUUGGCAGCACUCAUAUAAAGGAAGACACAGCUGGAGAGGUAUUCCUGCCUCACUCCCAAGUUCUACUGGAGGUUGUGAUUCCUUGCAUUACAAGACAGAAGUUGUUGGUGAAAAGAUCAAAAUACAGGCAGAAAUGGGGAUGUUGUCAAGCAUGUGCUGAUGGCCUGAGGGCCUGCUCAAAUGUUGCUCUGAUUCUCAGUUACAUGAACACAAAUUAACAUUUGAAACUUUUAAAUUUUGGUGUGGUGGUUCAGAGAUAAAGGAGUUAUAUUUUACUUCUCUUCAAGCUCAGAAAAGUGGACUGUACUGCAAGUUUUUAAAAGUUUAAGUUAUUGUGUUGUUCUUUAGUUCUGUAUCUCCUUGCACUUUAUCUGUAGAGUCUCAAAAGUUACUAAUAAGAAAUUAAGUACUAUUUAAUUUUAAUUUGUGACUGUAGGUUUUUUCUCCUGUGGAGUAAAAACCUUCUUUCUAAAUCAUAAGAUAUUUCAGCAGGCCAGAGUGAAUGUAUUAUGUAAUUCACCAAUUGGACCAACAUAUAAAAUUUGUUUUCUUGUUACUUCAAGUACUCUUAUAGUUCAAAGUACAAAGUAUUUCGAUUUCAUUUAAAUUUUAAUUCCUUUCUUUCUUUAGUAAAUUUAAAUAGGAUAGCAGUUAGAAAAUGCUCAGUAACUGUUAUAUGUUAUCAUAAAUAUGGGUAGUUAUCACAAUUUUUUCAUCCAAGAUAAUAUGAAAUCUGUUUUCAGUCUUUUCAGAAGUUUUACAUCAGUAUAAACUGGCUGUUAAAGAAUUAUACAACAUAAAAUACAUAUUUUCCGAAUUCUCUUGGUUAUGUCCUGUUCUUAUAUGAAACACAAUUUUCAUAGCUGCAUGUAACACUUUAAAGAGGAAAUCUUCUGAAAUCCAUAUUAUUUGGUUGUUGCUGUAUGUUAACAGUAAAUUAAGAGUGUCAACGUAACCUGAAGGCAAACUUCACUGAUGUAAAUAUGGUGAGAAGCUACUCAAAGUUUUUUAUAUGGGUCUUCUAACUGCUGUACUGUUAAAACACUUUAUACUUGCUUCAAGUGUGACUAUUGGUCAUGAUGCUGGUCUUUAUUAUGAUCAAAUGAUGUGGGGCUACUUGCUUGCAACUCUUUCAUCUUGUUUCCACUUACUCACUGGGAGACUGACAAUAUCUAGACUAGUUCCUGUGCACUGUUAUGUUACUUUUUGUAGUUUCCAUUCUUUCUCCCUCUGUAUGUUUAAAACUGUACUGUGGUGAAGGGUGUUGCAUUUGGUUGUGGGUUCUCUGAAAUGGAGUUGUUUUUUGCAGGCAGGUAGAUAAGGUGAUUAUUGCAAAUAUGGACCAUCUUGCUUUGCUGAAAGAAGUCUCAUUGCACAUUAUUCAUUAUUUGUGCAAUAUGAGACACGUUUAUUUUUUUCUUAUUUUCCUUCCAUCAUGUUCCUCAUUUUUGCAAAGCAGAGUUUUCGCUUCGCACACUUAGCAAUAUAUAUUCAGUGGUUUGUGAAAUGGUAACCAAACUACAAUCACAAAAAAAAAAAAUAUAUAUAUAUUAAAUUUGAGGAAAUACUAGCUGUAAAUGAACUCCAAAUAUUAGAUCUCUCUAGUGUACAGUCAAAUUGUUAUUAUGUAAAGUGUAAACCCUACCCUGGUUUUAUAAGUGUAUUUUCGUUUUUAUGAUGUGCAUAUGUGAUCUUGAAACAUUUUGAUGAUCAUCUUUUACAGCUGAGGUCAUUUCUUCUGUGUGCAAAUCCUAAUAAAUGGAUUGUAUGAAAGCUGUUUGAUUUCUUACCUGAUUAUCCAGUGUAUCUAAAAUAAGUAAGAGUUGGAGUUAUUGACAGCUCCUCCUAUGCAGAUGGGUGUAUGUAGAUGUGGUACAGUGCCCACUGAAUGUAAUUGUAAAUGCAUAAAUAAAUCGUAAUAAAUAAAACUUUGUGUGGUUUUAA
Messenger RNA from Zootermopsis nevadensis, 5153 nucleotides. RefSeq names its product TOX high mobility group box family member 3. The record is from RefSeq and is a predicted model, not a curated record. Gene Ontology annotation, cellular component: nucleus. NCBI's taxonomy places the organism in Eukaryota, Metazoa, Arthropoda, Insecta, Blattodea, Termopsidae. Gene Ontology annotation, molecular function: chromatin DNA binding. Gene Ontology annotation, biological process: regulation of transcription by RNA polymerase II.